This is a messenger RNA of Rubroshorea leprosula, 1588 nucleotides long. Lineage: Eukaryota; Viridiplantae; Streptophyta; Magnoliopsida; Malvales; Dipterocarpaceae. The record is from the annotation of a GenBank genome assembly.
GACGCUUGAGGAUCCCAGUAGCAAGCUACUAUAGAGAAACCUCCCCUUAAAAAAAUUAAUUUAAUAUCAUGUGAAUCGAUGAUUCACGUAUCAGAUAUUAAACUGAUAAGAACAGAUACUACACUUGAUCUUAGCCAAAAGGCCGAGAAAGAGAAUGAGAGGAAGAUCAAGAGUAAGAGAGAAACUAAGAUUCAUGAGGGAUGAUCAAGUGAGAGCAAAAGAUAGGUGGACAGCAUGGAACAGAGUCAAAUCCGAAUACCAGAGGCUAGAUAAGCAUUUCCAAGAAAAGAUAGAUAGCGAAUGGUGGAGGAAUAAAAGCUUUGGAGGGUUUGAUCGAGGAAUGUAUAAUCAAGCAAAAGCUUUCUUCUUUAGCAACUUUUUGGAUGACUGGAACUUUGAGCAGAAGUGGCAAACUUUUAAGAAGUAUGGAAAGGUGCUGGAGAUACACUGCCCAAAUAGAAGAGGAAAGACGAAAAAAGGUUCAGGGGUGUUCUCUUGUCACGUUCGAGCCAUGGGUGGGAAGCUUAUAUUACUAGAUAGUGAGGAUAAGGAAGAGCUACGCGAUUUAAUCAACUUGGGACAAGAUUGGUUGGGGCAGUGGUUCAAAGAAAUUAGAGAAUGGUCUCCGAGUAUGGUAGCUACAAAAAGAUUCGUGUGGUUGAAGUUCCAAGGGGUGCCUCUCAAUAGUUGGAAUUCAGUCUUCUUCGCUACUGUGGCAAAUUUAUGGGGCAAAUUCAUCACAUUGGAUGAAAAUUUCCAUAAAACACCAUGCAGUGAAGACGACGAGGAAGAGAAAGAGGGAGAGUCAUGGGCAGCAAAUAGUGACUUUGGAGAGAUACAAGGGGUAGCUAAUGUGAAAGACGUGCAGAAUGAGGAUUAUAAGGUGGCAGCAAAGGAUUGGAUUGAAGAACGGCAGUCAGUAAUUCAAAAUUUGAAACAAAUCCAUGGCAACAUAAAUGUCACUUCGAAGUCAAAUGAUGGACAAAGUAAAGGCCAACAGAUAAUCCAUAUUGAAAAAGUGAAUAGGGAGAAAUCAGUUGAGAUGGAAGUGGAUAGUUUUAAAAUAGUGAAUGAGAAUGCAGGAAAUGAGAAUGAUAGUGUAAACUCCUCUCCUGAGGAUGCACGGAUGAUUGGGGGGAGUAACGAGAUGGUGGAACAGAGCAGCAGUAACCAGAGAGUAAAGGAAAAAAUAAGGUCAAAUGAAUCAAAGGAGAAAAUACAAAAGAUACAUGAGCUGAUCAAGUAUAUGGGUCGAGGCCCAAUAGAAAAGGGCAGGACUGACAAUGCAGAAGGGGAGGCAAGCAUGGAUGGGGUCUUGUUAAUAGUUAGGAUGUCGAAGCCCAAAAAAAGUAAAGAAGAAAGUUGGGUUUCCAAUAGAUGAGUCCUACAGGGAUGAGGAAUUGAUGGAAUUUUGGAAAAGGAUGGAAAGCAAAUCAGAAAGUAUUCGAGAAUGGAUGGGAAGGAGUGAAAGGAAAAUGAAGAAGAGAAACAAGAGAAGAUCCAAGUCUUGCACAUCUGUAUACAAUAAUUCUACUGCAUUAGAAUCAAUAAUGGUGGGUUCAAAGGGAAAUGAAAAUCUACUAUGUUG